Uranotaenia lowii is the source of this 1684-nucleotide messenger RNA. Its product is annotated as L-threonine dehydratase catabolic TdcB-like. Bases 219 to 1556 code for a protein of 445 amino acids. Gene Ontology annotation, biological process: L-serine catabolic process; L-threonine catabolic process. The record is from RefSeq and is a predicted model, not a curated record. Gene Ontology annotation, molecular function: L-serine ammonia-lyase activity; threonine deaminase activity. The transcript is spliced from 9 exons. NCBI's taxonomy places the organism in Eukaryota, Metazoa, Arthropoda, Insecta, Diptera, Culicidae.
AAGCCAAUUGGACGAAAAUCAGAUUAACAACUGAAUCCAAUAUAUUUUUCGCGUGUAAUUGAUAAUUGCCAUCGGUUGACGAUUCCACACUGGUUGAUGGCGAAUUACUAUUCAGUAUUUUCAGUAUUUAUAGCAGAUAGGAUCCGAGCGAAAAGGCUUUUCGCGAAUCAGUAACUCAGUGGAUACCCGGGAUAUUUCGCUAGAUAGACAAUAACAGAAUGAGUCAGACGGUGACGUCGAUAACAAGUCAGCUGAUGGAAGCUCAAAUCAGCACCGGUACACCGGAAGUCGAAAUUACGGAUCCUUUUUGCAGUGCCGAUAGUCCACAGAUAAUUUCCUUCCAAGACGUGACGUCAGCGGCAUUCAGGAUCAAGAAGGGAAUCGAGUACACACCAUGCCCGAAAUCUCAUCUCUCGGAGAUGGCCGACAUGGAUAUUUACUUGAAAAAGGAGUUCCUCCAGUUCACCGGUAGCUUCAAAGAACGUGGGGCCCGAUACGCCCUGAUUAUGCUUUCCGAGGAGCAGCGGAAGAAGGGAGUUAUUUCGGCAUCGCUGGGAAAUCACGCUCAGGGCCUGAGCUAUCAUGGUUGGAAGUUGGGCAUCCCGGUAACAGUUGUUAUGCCGCUGAAGGCUUCGCUCAUGAAGAUCCAGAAGUGCCGUGAUUACCACGCAAAUGUGAUUGUCCAGGGUUCGGACAUGGGAGCAGCAAAAAAGAUUGCGCUGAAAAUGGCGCACGAUACCGGAUUGACGUACAUCAACGGCUACGAUCAUCCGCACAUCAUGGCCGGCCAGGGCACUAUUGGACUGGAAAUCGUGGAACAAGUGAGCAAUAUCGAUGCCGUCGUCGUUCCGGUCGGAGGUGGAGGCCUUAUUGCGGGCGUCGCGACGGCCAUAAAAAAUCUCAGCCCCCAGACGAAAAUCAUUGGUGUGGAAUCGGAAAAGUGUCCUAGUUUUUCAAAGGCACUGGAGAACAAAGCUCCCAUCUACGUUCCGAACAAGGAAACCUUGGCCGAUGGCUUGGCAGUGCCCCAGGUUGGCUACAAUGCCUUUGCCACUACUGUUCCUCUUCUGGACAAGAUGAUAGUGGUGAAAGAAGAGUGGAUUGCCCUUGCCAUUCUUCGACUGGUCGAGCUGGAGAAAUGCGUUGUGGAAGGUGCCGGUGCUUCCGGUUUGGCCGCCAUCCUGGCCGGGCAUCUGGACGAGUUCAAAGGGAAAAGAGUCGUGCUACUCGUGUGCGGAGGAAACAUCGACACCACAAUGUUUGGCCGCUGCUUGGAACGAGGCAUGGCCGCAGAAGGUCGACUUCAGAGAUUUACGGUACGCGUCAGCGAUGGCCCCGGUGGCGUUGCGAAGCUGUGCAAUUUGCUGGCGCAACUUGGCGUUUCCAUUAAAGAUAUAAUGCAUGAACGUGCUUUCAUCCGGGAUGUGCACACUGUUGAGGUGAAAGUUAUAUGUGAAACUCGUGACUGGAACCACUCCCAGGAAAUGCGGAAGGCUCUUCAAGAAUCGUACGAGGAGGUGUACUUUUACGACAUGCCGAUGGCAAUUGCCGUCUGAAGGAUCCCCACGUCCCAAAAAGGGAAUAGGAAGUAAGAACACUCGGCAGCACAACAUCGAUACCGAGCCUUUACAAACAGUCUCAAUAGCACUCGAAUUCCAAAGCAAAUACAAAAAUAAUACAACUA